Molecule: messenger RNA, 3925 nt
Organism: Corythoichthys intestinalis (scribbled pipefish)
Lineage: Eukaryota; Metazoa; Chordata; Actinopteri; Syngnathiformes; Syngnathidae
Gene: ccdc92
Product: coiled-coil domain containing 92
Exons: 4
Coding region: 309-1295 (328 amino acids)
Source: RefSeq, a predicted model, not a curated record
UUCUAUGGGUAAUUUGCUUAUGUGCGCCGUUGUUGUUGUUGUGCGGGUAAAUAUCAUCACAAGAAAGGUUGUCUUACUACCUCCUGCUGCGAUUCCCUCUUCUAUUUUCCCAUGAUGCAUCGCUUUAUUUAGUGUUGUCGCUUAGGGAGAUGAUAGGAAGCUGAUAGAGACAGGCGCACGGACGCAUCCAGCCGUUCCCAGCUUUCGGCAGUAGCAGCACGACAUGCUCGGCGAGCCGCAGCGUCGUCGUUAACUCAGCCGUCUUUGGUCAAAGCGUCCACGGCCGGGCUUCUUUUCAGCCGUAAGCCAUGGCAUCGGCCAAUGUCACGCUGGAGAAUCAGCUGCACAGCGCCCAGAAAAACCUGCUCUUCCUCCAGCAGGACCACGCCAACACAUUGAAGGGGCUCCAUGCGGAGAUCCGACGAUUGCAGCAGCAAUGCACAGACCUGACAUAUGAGCUGACUGUACGAAGCUCCGAUCCUUCAGACAACGGUGAGUCCAGAUGCCGAGAGCUGCAAAGGAGGUGCGAGGAGCUGGAGGCAGAGCUGAAGAAGAAGGAGGAGGAGAACACAGAGCUCCUGAGGGAUCUGGAGCAGAAGAACGCCAUGAUCUUUGUGCUGGAAAACACCAUUAAAGAGCGGGAGAAGAAGUACCUGGAGGAGCUGAAGAUGAAGAGCCACAAGCUGGCCGUACUUUCCGGAGAGUUGGAGCAGCGUGCUAGCACCAUCGCUUACCUCACGUCGCAGCUUCACGCCACCAAGAAGAAACUUCUGGCGGGCAGCUCAUCGGAAGGGAGCCCCAAUGUCAGCCCGGUCACAUCCUUCAAGCCCACGCCUCCGCCACCUAAAGACAGGCAACCCGAAACCCCGCGGCGCCGCAUGAGGAAGAGCCUCUCCCAGCCUCUUCACCCGGAGCUGACAGAGGUGUACCGGCUGGGCGCGGACGGCAAGCGGAUGGUCUUUCGGGACGCCGUGGAACCCAUGCCUGACCCGACGCCCUUCCUGCAGGCUGGUCGAGAGUCUCCAGAUCUGCAGGUGGUGCGAGAAAGGCCCGCCGUCAUCCCUCCCAUCACAUCGGAACGCCCGGGCGGCGCUCCCCUAGGGGCUUCCGCCAGUCCCCGUCAUAGCCCGGCUCGGGAACGCCAAUACAGGGCUCAUGUUGGGGUGGCCCACCGCAUCCCUCAUGGAACACCACCCUUAGCCCCGCCCCAGGCAGAACCGGAGACUUUGGCAGUUGACCAGGUGAAGGAAGAAAAGGUUGUGCGCAAGCGUACCGGGGCUGACAGGACAGUUUAAUGCCGUGACGCCUGCACAUGAAUGCACACAUGCACAUACGCUACUCACAGAAGGGAUGUCGAAAUUUCAGGUUCAUUUUCAGGAUGAACCUAAAAUGAACAUAGAAAGUGCUUCCGUGCAAAUCAUGCGAAUUACAUUUUUUUUCCUGAAAUUUCAUCCUGAAAUUCAAAGCAAAAUUCACCCAACUUUACGUGAGUAGUGUAAAUAUCUAAAGAUACACGAGUGGCAGAGAGGAGCCUAAGCACUGUGUAGCCUGCUUUCUACGCAAAACAACGCAAUGUAAAAUGAAAACGAUGCAACGGAUAAACAUCUUCAUGCACAUUUGAAAAGGACUACUGAACCGCAAAGCAUGCCAAAUGUUCCUUCUUUACAACCAUACCGAGUGUUGUAUUAUACACGCGUCGUUCUAUACUGUGCGGUGCAAUCGACACAUCCUCAGCCAAAUAUCUGCAUCAGUGCCUGCUUGGUGCAAACACGCACACACUAGUGUAGUUAGGGCAACCAGUUAAAUGUGGAAGCUACAAAAAACUGUAAUUGAAUGUCCACAGAUGCAAAGGACAACAAUUGAUUCAGCUGAUGCUCUCCGAAUGUCUUUCACCUUCUUGCAAUGUCAGUGUAAUAAUAUUACUGUAGGUUGCAUAAUUAAGGUGAAACGGAAACAGCACGUGUAUUUAUGCUUCAGUUCAAUGCAAGCUAAAGGUCAGUCGUGCAACUGUGUCUUUCUGGGGACAGUAAUAAGGACAAACGUCUUCAUUAUUAUUCAUGUUUGUGAUAAAAGGGCAUUUGGAAAAGCACUGCUGUAAUAGGAUUUUGUGAUAUACUUUAUAAUGUCUGUACAUUUUUAAGGAAUUCAUUUUUUUAUUUAUUGUUUAUUAGGGAAUACAACAACACCUCAGAUGGUAUUUAUUGUCACUUUAUAUUCUGCUUUUCACAUAACACUUGUCCUUUAAUAAUAAUGAUAAUAAUAUAAAUCCACAUAAUAAAGCUUCUUAUGUCGCUUAAUUGAUGCUGAAGAUAAUUUGAGUGAUCCAGCCACAGAAGUUUGCCGGAUUAUUCUCCUGAUUCACCAGUGGUACAAUUCAGAAUUUAUGAAAGGGAAAGCACAGAGAUGAGUGCUCUAAAUAAACUAUUGCAUCGUUCCCGAUGGGUUUUAAAGUCUUUUUACUCGUCUUGAUCAAGUAUCUUAAACACAUUGAAUUUCUUAUGGGAGGUCUUAACACUGUCAUGCACUGUUUUUAAUUUCACUAAGCUUUUAAUAUUGUUAUAUACAAUCAUUUUCAGACUAAAAAACACUAUUUUUUCCCAUCAUUUUGAAUCCUGCGGUUUAUAGUCCAGUGUGGCUUAUUUGUUGAUUUAUUGGGUUAAUAGGUAACACUUUAUUUGACAGCGGCGUCAGAAGAUUACCUUAAGAUUAUAAUUAUGACAUGACACUAUCAUGGGCAUUAAUUAAUGCUUAUGACUGAUGUCAUUGUCAGUCUGGCAAAUUAUGUCGCAAACUCCUUUUAUGUCGAGCUCGGAUAUUUUGCAUUCAUUCAAAAGUGAGAUAAUUAGCCAGAUGACACAAAAUGACAUCUGCCAUAAGCAUUCAUUAAUGCUCAUGGCGGUAUAAUGUCAUAAUUAUGAUGGUCUUAUGACAGUCCUAGGGCACCACUGUAAAAUAAAGUUAUCAAAUACCAUUAGUGCUGCAACGAUUAAUCAAUUAACUCGAGUAUUCGAAAUAAAUUUUGCUGCCUCGAGUAUUCGUUUAAUUAAAGUGGCAUUGUAAUGUUUUUUUUUUUUUGUUCAAAGUGUUUGCCUUUAGUUGUAUUGAUUUGGGUGGAUAAACUGCGCUUUGAAUCCAGCUGCUCCCUGUUAAGACUAACAUAAGCUAAGUUUAUGUUUGAGCUAACGUUAUUUUAAUGCAUUCAUAAUUUAGUUUAAAGGAAUAUUUAGCUGUGUUUUGUUGGAAUAUGUGUUUGAACUAUUUGUUAAGCGCAUUGUUAAAAGUUGGCAUUAUGUAGCAUUUUAACUAGCGGACUUUUGCUAUGUAAGUUAGCCAAUUGUUCUUUUGAUGUACAUAUAUUCUCAUUUAUUUAUUUUUUUAUACCGUUUGAGGCUCAGGUCAGGUAUUUUAAUUUUUUAUGUUCCUUAUCCGAUUACUCGAUUAUUUGAACUAACUAGUUCAUCAGUUAAUCGACUCCUAAAAUAAUCGAUAGCUGCAGGCCUAAAUACCAUAACUAACAAUUAAUAAAACAACUGGAAAAGUAACUGAAGAGAUAAUUAGCACAGAACAUGAAUUUUAAUUAUUUACAUCCGUCUUGCUGCAAUGGAUGCUAGGAGGCAUGUUGGACAACAACAGUGUUUACAGCAGGUGACAGCAGAGGUUGACUGUGUCCUUCAAUGGGGCAGUGAUGGCCAAAUGAAACUUCAUGAAGAAAUGAAGCUUCAUGGUGGUUCAUUUGGUCAUAUGACAGUCUUAUGAUGCCACUGGCAAAGUGUUACCGAUUAAUAUCUUGUGUAAUAAAUAUCGCAUAAUACAGUGAGGACUGCUGCGGCUUAUAGUCCGGUGCAGCUAUCUAUGAACAAAUGCCGUUUGUGUCAAAAUUUGGUGGGUGGUGGCUAAUAAUUGGGUGCGCCUUAUAGUCCGAGAA